AUGAAUAAUUCUGCGGCAAAGGUUGGUGAAAUAUUUACAGAAGCUGGUGCAGCAUUUAAUAAAUUGGCAGAAAUGACGAUGAUGUUACACCCAAUGUCAGAACCUCAAACAAGUUCUCAGCCAAAAACCCCUGUAAAAAGAAAAGCCCAAGAAGAACGAUUGGGACCUUUGAGUAGUACUGGUUCAGGUCAGCUUACACUUAACAUGCUUAACUCUCAAGAAACAGAAAUGGAUGUAGAUACACUUGGUGGUGAUGUUAAAUUGGAAUUUGAAUCUAGCACAGAAGAAGUGACAACA
Messenger RNA from Brenthis ino (lesser marbled fritillary), 297 nucleotides. NCBI's taxonomy places the organism in Eukaryota, Metazoa, Arthropoda, Insecta, Lepidoptera, Nymphalidae. The record is from the annotation of a GenBank genome assembly.